Elgaria multicarinata webbii is the source of this 3112-nucleotide messenger RNA. RefSeq names its product histone H2A type 2-B-like. The coding region runs from base 20 to 400 and encodes 126 amino acids. Gene Ontology annotation, molecular function: structural constituent of chromatin; DNA binding; protein heterodimerization activity. Gene Ontology annotation, cellular component: nucleosome; chromatin. The transcript has a single exon. Gene Ontology annotation, biological process: heterochromatin formation. The record is from RefSeq and is a predicted model, not a curated record. Lineage: Eukaryota; Metazoa; Chordata; Lepidosauria; Squamata; Anguidae.
GCCAGCCCAGCCCCCCGUGAUGUCCGGCCGAGGGAAAUCCGGCGGCAAAGCCCGAGCCAAAGCCAAAUCGCGCUCCUCCAGAGCCGGCCUGCAAUUCCCCGUGGGCCGAGUGCACCGGCUGCUGCGGAAAGGCAACUACGCCGAGCGGGUGGGCGCCGGGGCGCCCGUGUAUUUGGCGGCCGUGCUCGAGUAUCUCUCGGCGGAGAUCCUGGAACUGGCCGGCAACGCGGCGCGGGACAACAAGAAGACCCGGAUCAUCCCGCGGCACCUGCAGCUGGCCAUCCGGAACGACGAGGAGCUCAACAAGCUGCUGGGCGGCGUGACCAUCGCCCAGGGCGGGGUGCUGCCCAACAUCCAGGCCGUGCUGCUGCCCAAGAAGACGCAGAGCUCCAAGAAAUGAUGAGCCCCGCGGCAGAGCGCCCCGAGGAGAGCGCGCCACGGUGUGUCCCCCUGCGCCCCACCCACAGGAUCCGGUGCAGCGGGCUCCGGACACUGCCUCCCUUCCCUUGCCCUACUUGGCUCGGCGCAGCCAGCGCCGGGCAGAUCCUUUCACCGCAUCCUCUGCCGUGGUGCAGCCAGCGCCGGGCCUCCCAUGAUGGCUCGCUUUUCCUCGCCCCGUCCCUCCCUCGCUCCCUGCGCCUGGUGCCAUAACCGCCAGGCGCCUCGGUCUCUCGCCAUUCCUGCUUUCUCUGAAUGAUUCGCCCCCCUCGCACCUCUUAGCUCUCCUGCCCCUUUUCAAUCCCAGGGAUUGGUGUGGGGAGAGCAGUCUUAAUCGUUUUCCGUGUCACAAAAAGGGCAUGUGCUUUGGGCCUGUCUGCCACCUAGUGCCCUGCAAAUUGAUUUCUUUUUCUCUCGCUCUUUUCUCUCCCCCUCCCUCUCCGCCCUUUCCUGGAUGCUUUAACCUCAAAUCUACUGCCUUGAAGCUGCUUAUUCUACAGCAUUUGUGCAAUUCGGACUUUUCUUUAUUUCCUUCCCUUUUAAAUCCCUUGUAAUUCCUUUGGGGGAGAGGAGUGGGAGAGAAGGAACUGUUAUUUUUGGAACUCGAAGAAUGAUAUGUGCAUCUUUUUUUUUUUUUUUUUUUUUAUGAACUGAAAAAAAUGGGACUAACUGCAAGAGGAGAAGUCACGGAAGCACAGGGAAAGCUUCCAGCCAACCCUGAGGAAGCAAAGGGACUCUGCUUGGGCAGUGUGUCACCAUUUCUGACAAUGGUGCUCUUUUUAAAACCUGUCUGUGCACCUAAAGGGUGAGAGCGAAUACUCUGAGGAAGAAGAGUCAGCCUCUCCAUUGCUUCCUUAUUUUGCACAAAUAUUCAAUCUAAUCUCUUAAAACAGCUCUGUCCCAGAGCCCAAGAUGGUGAUGGAUCUAUCUACCUGAUGUUGCUGCACAUCCCCAUUCAAUGUGAUCACGAAUUUAAGGAUAAAGGGAAGGGGGAAGCUGCUAAGAAAUUCUCAAAGUGAAAAGAGAGAGACUUCUCUUCCUGAGAAACUAAUAGCUUCAUAUGCUGACCUUUUCCCCUCCCCCUUGUUUGCUUUAUGAUUAUGAUGAGGUCUUGUGUCUUUGUGUUUGUACUCCAUUCCUAAUCCUGUACACUUAAGUUUUGUUGUUACAAAGCUAUCUUUUUGAUCUAGUUUAUAUUGUUAACAUCCUUGGGCUGGACGCAAAGAAUUCUUUAUAUGAGCUCCUAGGGUGUAUUUAACCCACUGUUCCCUGUGGUCAGACAGGUCUUGUAAGAAUAUAUACUGUAUAUUAUAAUCAUGUAAUGAACUACAGAAGCAAAAGUGGGAUGAGUGUGCACGUCAUAAGCAGUAAGCUCUCUUUCAAACCAACUUGGGGAGUGGGAGGAAGGGAAUCUCUUAUCUAUCUCUAGCCUUGAUGCGGUGCAGUCAGAUCUUCUGAGUGUGCUUAACAGCUUAGCUGGGAACCCAUUUUAAGCAAGAGUCCUUUAAUUUAGGUCUAUUUUUGUCCUUUUGACGUCAGUGGAGCUAAAAUGGCUUAAAGCAUAACGGUGUUUGUGAUUUUCAGUCUAAGUAAUAGUAGACCAGAGAUGCUUGCUAUUUCCUUGAAACAGUAGCCAUUGUGUUACUCAUUUCCACCCGCAUUAAGUUCUGUCGUAGAGCUCCCACAACAACUGCAGUUUAGCAUUUGUAUCCUAGUUUGCACUUUAAACUGGGCACAGUGUUUUCUGUUCAGAAUUUCUUUUUUAGUACUUAGAGUGCAACUGUAGCAUCUGGUUAAAUGAAAUCCUCAAUGGAUUAAAGUUUGGGGAUUGGGUGUGUGUUUUUUUAAUUAUUAUUAUCAAAAUCUAAUUUAUACAAGAGUAAAAUACCUAGUUAAUGUGAUGGUUUACUAUAUAGGUGCUUGGACAAUGUAUGAGCAUGGAAGUUGGCCUAGCCAGUCGUGUGAUGCAUAGUUGCUGUGGUUUUCUAGAAAUGGUAUUCGGAGCCAAAUCUUGCUUGCUUAGGUAAAAAAAAAAAAAGUUUAGAACCAUGUGCAUGCAGCAUUGUCUAGGCUACUGAACAAGUAGAACUUGUAAUAAUAUUUAUUGUCAGCUGUGUAUGUGCUGUUAUGUAGCUUGUGUUCAACACAUCAAGUGAGCUAUAAAUCUGUAAGUAUUGUCUUGCUCUGGUUCGACUAAUAAUACCUAGACUAGUGGAAGUUGGGUGCUUUAAUAACUGGGUAAUGAAAAUGGUUUGUUCACUCCAUUGCUGGUGAGCGUUUUAUCUCAUUGGUGAUACCUGAGAAGUAGAACUUUUAUCUGCCCUUGUCUGGUUGUCUUGCCUGUCUCCUGCUGCAGGCCCAGAAAAAAAGUCCUCUUGUUUCUAAAUAGCUAUCUCAUUCCUCUGGCACUGGACCAGUGUAGGGCUCUUGCUUGCUUUCCGAGUGAAUGCUGAUGGCAUCAUUGAGGGGAAGGGAUUCUUUAAAUGCAAAUAACUGCUGUAGAGUAGGAAAUGAGAGUUUCUCAGUUUGUGUUUUUCUGUCUUUUAAUCACUACUUUCAAGAUCAGUAUUUUGUGUUCUUUCAAACAUUGCUUUGUAAUUAUUAGAAAAUGCAGAACUUGUGAUACUGGAGAAGUGCAAAACCAAUAUUCUUAUUAAACGGAUUCAGUCUUGAA